AUGCUUGCUCUAGGGUUGUUUAUUGUGCUCGGCCUCGAAGCUGGCUUGGCAACCGCCUCAAGUGGUCUCUACGAACCAUUGGAACUCUUUGCCUGGGACAAACCGAACUGCCGAGGAACCAUCUCCUGGACUAUUUUUGACGAAAUCAGCUUUGCACGAAACAUCUCGAAUUUUUUCGUUGCCCACAGUUUCCGCCUUAACCGGACGUUGGAACGCCAGGAACAGCUAGAUAUUUCCGUGACCAGCAACUUUGCAACGUGGUAUUCCGACAAAGACCAAUUGUCAUACAAUAGCUCGUCAUGCACUACCUUCUGGCAGAGUUAUUAUGCGAUCAAUGGGAGUAUUGCGUGUCACAAUACACCACCGUUUACUUGCCAUAGAUUGUGGAACAAUCCAGGGUUGCCCGCCUCUUAG
Messenger RNA from Aspergillus welwitschiae, 414 nucleotides. RefSeq lists its product as uncharacterized. The record is from RefSeq and is a predicted model, not a curated record. The coding region runs from base 1 to 414 and encodes 137 amino acids. NCBI's taxonomy places the organism in Eukaryota, Fungi, Ascomycota, Eurotiomycetes, Eurotiales, Aspergillaceae. The transcript has 2 exons.